Molecule: messenger RNA, 4145 nt
Organism: Balaenoptera musculus (blue whale)
Lineage: Eukaryota; Metazoa; Chordata; Mammalia; Artiodactyla; Balaenopteridae
Exons: 2
Coding region: 991-2289 (432 amino acids)
Source: RefSeq, a predicted model, not a curated record
CCUAGUUGCUCCGCGGCAUGUGGGAUCUUCCCAGACCAGGGCCGAACCCGUGUCCCCUGCAUUGGCAGGCAGAUUCUCAACCACUGCGCCACCAGGGAAGUCCAGGAUCACCUUUAAUUGAGUGCCUGCUAUUGGGUGCUCGAUGCUUUUCCUGCAUCCCUAUUUCAUAUUUACCCCAAACCUUUACCAUGUAUGUCAUUGUCCCCAUUUUGUGGAUGAGGCCUGCAGAGGUGAGCCCCUACAAGGGGCCGACGUGGGAGAACCAGGAUUUGUACAUACGUGUGUGCAUAUGUGUAUGGCGUGAAGAAAUUGAAGGACUGGCAAGUCUCCCCCAUGAACCCGGCAUAGGAGACUGGCUGAAACCAGCAAGGUUUGCCCUUGUGCUUGUCCCCAGGGCAACAACCAGCCUGCACUGACUUUCAUCAUGGACACUGGGGAGACAUUUGUGGAAUUAGUAGAUCUUUUUUUAAGCCUCGAAGCUGGGCACCGUGGCCCCAGUGGGGCGACCAGAACCCAGGACUCGUGGCUCCUGUACUGGGCUCACCUCCCGGCCCCUUCAAUGCCAGGUCCCGCCGCCGCUGCAAGAGCAGCCAUGAGGAAUUGUCAUUAAAUGAGUUCUAGUCCUGGAACCCUGGGAUUUUUACAGAACAAACGAUUUCCUGAUUUCCUCCUUCUUUUCAGCAACGAAUUUUGGAGUCUUGGGUUGAAAGCCCCCCCCCUUGAGGGCCUGCGUAAGUGUGUCUAGAGAGAGGGAAGGGGAUUAACAGAGUCUGUGGAAAGAGGGCUUUUGGCGCCAGGAUCCUGCACCCUGGAACAGAUUCAGUGCGGUGUCAUUUCCCUCUCAGCUGUUCUGGCAGAGGUUGGACGUGCAUUCUGGAACCUCCCUCUGAGCGGCCAUGAGUGCCCCGGCAGUGCGGAGAGAGGGCAGGCGUGUGGGCAUCCCCUCACCCACAGAGGCACGACCCUGCGCUCGGGGUCACUUCAGCAACUAUGCAACUUCCAGCUCCAGGUGGACGUGGGGAGCCCCCUCCACUGCCCCCCCCAGAAGCGCUGGCUUUAUCUGUGUGGUGUUACCACCUCUGCACCUCUGCCUGUCCUUGGGAUGCUGACAUUGGGUGGGGAGUCAGCCCUAGAAAGUCCCCUGCAUUUCCAGGUCCAAGGCAGGGGCACCUGGUCAGCUCCCUGGGGCUUGGUACCCUGCAGGGGAGUGGUGCAGAGGAGGGGUGGCACGGGCCAGGGUGGGCUAAGCUUUUUCUGGAAAGGGUCCUGCUGCCUGUCAUGCCGUUGUGGGUUUGGGGAGCCAGGGGGUCUGGCAGGGCCUCAAGGCUGUGGAGGCACUGGGCAGUCGUGGGGCUCGGGGCCGUCGGAUCAGGAGGGGGGAGGCUUGAGGGUCUCUCUCCCGCGUUUAUGGCUCUGUGGUGCUGCCUAAUUAUAUGGAGAGGCUGCUCUUCCUCUGGCCUUCAGCCCUGGGAAGAAACUCCUCUGCCCCGUGACUCACCUGAGGGUUGCAGCCCCACGAGAGGCCGUGCGUGCGUGUGCACGCUGCAUGGGUUGCAGCUAUGGCUGGACUUUGCCUGGCCCGUCGAUUUCCCCACUGGGCUUCCCCGCAGGUUAGGCUGCACUCUGGGAUUUGGGGAAACCUGGUCACCACCUGUCUGCAACUUCCUCCUCAGAAACCAGGAAGCUGUCUUCCUCCCUCCCUCCCUUUUUAACUGCAGCUCUUCCUCUAUCCCUGGCUUUAGAAGAGUGCGGAAGUUAUUCCUACAGACAAGGGUGGCCAGGACCCCUGUCCCGCCUAGUCUCAGUUUAAUUCUCCAUGGUAUGACUUGGGCAGGUCCGUGCCCCUCUGCGUCUCAGUUCCCCUGUGCACUCAAGGGGCCCCUCUUAUCUGCUUCAGCUCUAACAGCCAUGUGGUUGCAAAGAGACCUUGUCCUGGGGAGGGUGAACGUGGCCCUGGGGGGACCUAGCGGGGGCUCAGAAUCCUCCAACAUUAUUCCUCUGGGGACUCGAGGGAAGCACUGCCUGCCCGAGGGCUCAUCUGUGGGGUGGAAGUCGCGGCAGGCUGCUCUUGGAAGGGGUGGACUUAGGGCUCAGUGUGGGAACCAGAGGUGGAUGGAGGCCCCUGGGCAAGGUCAGGCUGGGGGUGAGGGCCAGGUGGUGUUCCCUGCACACGCCCAGGCCUCCUGGCCACCUGCCCCAGGUCCGCUCAUCCUCAGGAACGGAAGCCGCAGCGGGCAGGUUGUGGCAGCUGGGCGGGCAGGCGUGCUUAUCGCUCCACUCCUCGGCUGAGUCAUGGUGCCAGGCCCACAGAUCCUCCCCUGAGACUCAUCCAACCAGCUUGCCCCUGAGCGCACUGUGUGUGAGGCAAGACUAGGGCUCGGGGGCCUGGCUUCCAGCCCGACCCUUUUUACUGCUGAGUGACUCUGGGCACGGGCCUCUCUUGGGCUCAGUGAGUCCGCGUGUGCAAUGGGAGUGCGGCUGAGAGGCAGAGGCGAGGUCACGCAUUUGGAUGUUGGUGACUGUCUCGUGGCUGUGUCACAGGGCUGGUGGCGUCUGGGUGGGGCCUGCCUCUGCUCCUGCUGCCUCAGGAGAGUUCUGCCGCAAGCGCGGGGGGUUGGGAAGCCUACCUGGCUUGACCAGAUCUAAAGCCCAGAGCCUGGCUGCCUGCCGUGUGCACAGCCCUGAGCAGCACUACUGGGAAUUGAGGGGUUCUCCCAGCUCUGCGGUGAGGCCUCUUCCUCAGACCGGGCAGGCACUACGGUGUACUGACUAUAGAGAAUGGAUGUAUCAGAAAUGUAGAGAGAAUGUUCUAGAACUUUCUCGGAUCACUUUGUCCCUAGGACUUGUUUUCGGGGCUACUUGGUACCUCUUCUUUGAACACUGGACUUGAGUGGGGCUGGGGGUGGGGUCUCGCCUCCCCCAGCCCCCAGGCCACUCUGGGUGAGGCCUUCUCCUGUCCAGACUGUCGUUCUCCACGUGCAGUCUGCAGACCACCUACAGGAGCUGGAGCUUGCAGCGUGCAGAGUCCUAGGCCUUUGCCCCAAACCCACUGAAUCAGCCUCAGGGAUGGAGCUUGGAAGACUUCAUCUCCAACAGUCUCCUGGUGAUGCUUAGGGACCCCAAAGAAGAGAGCCCCUGGCCUGGAGGCAGGUGAUGGUGUGAAUGUCACCUUGGCCAGUUUGGCAUCUUGAUACACAGGUCAGGGGCAAAGGCUGAGGUUCUGUAGCCCAGACACCUCAGCCCCCGAGAGUUGUGUGGGGUUGGGGGAAUCAGCUCUUUUCCCUUAGAUCCAUACAUCUGACCAGGAAACCGAGGGGGGUAAAAAAGAUUUUAAAAAACCAUGAAUCUCAUUUAAGCCUCCCGAGAAUGCCUGCUGUUGGGUGGGAUUUUGGUGGGAUGGGAACGAGGAGUGUUUAUCCUGGUGUGAUUGUGCGGCCCACCUGCCUUUAGACUCCUCAGCCUGGGCUCAUGGAACAACUUGGGCCCCUACCCUCCACCCGCUGUCUUCAGCCCCAGCGCGGGCACCAAGGCUGGCUGCUUGGGAAAGGCUGUGACCUGGGCACUGUGACAAGGGGCAGCUCUUUAUCCUUGUGGAUUCAGUGACUGAGCUCCCACCACGGCAGCCAGGGCUUCUGUCGCCACACCCAAGCCUUACAACCAACAGAUACCUAAACCUCCCUUUCCCACUUUGCUGCAGAGGCUGCCACAUCAGUGAGGCCCCAGUGUCACCGAAGUUGUGACUCAGGGCUGAACGUUGUCCUAACCUCUCCGGGGUCCGGCUGGAGGCUUCAUCUGCUGGCCCUAGCGUCCCCAGUGGGGUGACCCUCUGUACCCCAGCCUGUGCAGCUCCCCCUUCCAGAAGCGUCCUGGAGUGGGGGCUAUACCUGGGAGCUCACCAAGGCCAAGACGAGACCAUUUCUUACCCUCUCUUCUCCCCAAAAACCCCUGGAUGAUGGUCCCCUGAGUUUUGAAGUUGAAGACUCUCUUUACUAUCAAAGGACCUUGCGUGAUAUUGUACUUUUGGCAUGUGACCUCAGUAAUGCUUUUUUCUUUUUUUUUAAUUUAUUUAUUUGGUUGUGCCAGGUCUUAGUUGCGGCAGGUGGUCUCCUUAGUUGUGGCAUGUGAACUGUUAGUUGCGACAUGCA